AUGAAAACUACUUUAACAAAUCUAUGAAGAAUUUACAAAAGUAUGACAGUACACACUCUAUUACUUUGAUCAUUUCUUUAACCGUUUGAAUUUGAAAAGUGCUUGUGUAAUUAGUUAGGGAAAAUUAGAAGAAAUUGAUAUGAAUAGUUCUAGCGAUUUAAGUCAAAUUUUGGAUAUUUCCCGAAUUUCUCGUUUAAAUUGCAGUCGAAUAUUUGGUAGAGUAGAUUCAUUGCAAAAUUUAUUUGAACAACAAUGUAAUUUGAGUUAUAAUACAAGCAAAAAUAUUCAGGAAUCUAACCAUUUAGAGAAAACAAUAAAGUGUCUUGCUUCAUGCGAAGAUAGUAUAGCAGAACAUGUAAAAAAUAAAUUAAUUUUGGAAUGUAUAAAAGAGACAUUAAUAAAUGUAAAAGGAACAUUGUCUGAUGAUGUUGUUGUCAAAUUGAAAAGAUUACUUUUGAUCCAUGAACUUAAUAUAUACAUGCAUUUGCCAUCUACAUCAAAAAAUAUGCAAGAAGAAUUAAAUAUUUUGGGAAUUACAGAUUUACCAAAAUAUGAUUUUAGUUAUGAAGAAAUAUCAGACAUUAAAUGUUAUGUGGAAACAUUGCUACGAGAAAAAAUACAUGAAUUGAUAUUAAGGUAUGAACAAUUGGGAGGAAAUAUGAAGGAAAUUCUAAGAUUGAUUGAUUUCAAUAUGCGUAAAAAGAUACUUGAGUCUGAUGAAAUACAAAUAUUCCAAUGGAAAGAUAAAAUUGAAGAAUUGUGUAGUCAAUAUGAAGCAGAUAUUAUGAAAUGCAAGACUUUAAUGAAUAAAUGGAAUAUUUUAAAAUAUAAGGACGUAAGUAAAAUUUACUUAGAGAAAGCAGAACACAUAUUAUUGCAAGCACAAGUUGCAGAAGUACAAGCAAAGAUUACAAAGUUAUCAUGUAUUAUAAAAAUGUAUAAGGAAACCCCAGUAACAAUUGAUGCAUACAGAAUAUUGAAUACAACCUUAGAUAAAAAAUUAUUUGCAACUUUGGAUGAAAUUAAAGAAAAGAAAAACUUGAAAAAGCAAUAUGAAGAGUUACAAAAUACAGAAUAUAGUGAAGUCCUAAAAACUUAUCUACAUUUUUGCAAAGCUAUUGAGAAAAAAAAACAAAUAUUGGAAAAACUUUGAAUUACUUGUCCAAAAAUAAAUUAAUUCUU
Frieseomelitta varia is the source of this 1182-nucleotide messenger RNA. RefSeq lists its product as uncharacterized. The coding region runs from base 140 to 1153 and encodes 337 amino acids. NCBI's taxonomy places the organism in Eukaryota, Metazoa, Arthropoda, Insecta, Hymenoptera, Apidae. The record is from RefSeq and is a predicted model, not a curated record. The transcript is spliced from 3 exons.